Colletotrichum acutatum is the source of this 2574-nucleotide messenger RNA. RefSeq lists its product as uncharacterized. The coding region runs from base 420 to 2330 and encodes 636 amino acids. The transcript has 5 exons. Gene Ontology annotation, molecular function: ATP binding; ATP-dependent protein folding chaperone. The record is from RefSeq and is a predicted model, not a curated record. NCBI's taxonomy places the organism in Eukaryota, Fungi, Ascomycota, Sordariomycetes, Glomerellales, Glomerellaceae.
UGGCGGGGUGUCAUCCUCUGCUGCUGGAGCUACUGGACCUCGCCAACUCCCGACGCGCUGCACUGGGCUGGCCCGACUCCAGACCUUGCUGUCACCUCCCUCCUUUUUUCCAACCAGCGCGCACCCGCCCACUUCAGGACUGAACCCCUCCUCCACCAUUGCACAACCCCCACGAUCAUGUUCCCGUAGCCUUGCUUUGCUGUCCUGAAGAGACGAUCAACGCCCGACUCUUGUCUUUUGCGCACGAUUCCCGACGACUUUGCCAUUGCUCUCGCUGACCGACUUCGCUGCCGGUCCGUCUCGCCCCCUGCCGUAGGUCGCCAGCGAGGGCUUGUCCCGUUCGCUUUGUUUCUUUGGCCAUCGGGACUGCGUCCGCAUAGUAUGGGUAUGAGCGCAUAUCCCAGCCGGAUAUUGCCACCAUGAGCUUCAACCUCCCUCUUCGCCCGAGCUCCAGCAGCAUACGAAACCAGGCGAGCCGAAGCACCUACUUUAACAACUACACGCCCAAUUCCUCUACCGAAGCCAUCAACGGUCCUCUCAGGGAACCUGCCAGGGAGCUCUUUGGCACCACCGAUCGGCUGAUUGUCGGCGUCGAUUUCGGAACUACAUUCUCAGGCGUCGCUGCUGUUUACACUUCAACGCCAGACGAUGUCGAAAUCAUCAAGACAUGGCCGGGCGGGAACGGCAUCACCUCCGACAAGGUGCCUACUGAGAUCAGCUAUGACAUUUCUGCGAAUGCUGCCGCUGGCACCGAUCCCACAGUGAAAUGGGGAUUCCAAUUCAAGCCCGAGGAAGCGCGUCUUCGCUGCAUCAAGCUGUUUCUCGAUCGCUCGCAAAAGCUACCCUUUUAUGUCAGUCCGCUUGACACGGCGGCCCAACUGAAGCGCUACAACAAGAAUGUUCUGGACGCUGUAAGCGACUAUCUAACACAGGUGUAUAAGCACACCAUGGACACCCUCACUCGAAGAUACGGCGAGUCCUUCAUGCAGUCUACCAAGGUCGACUUCGUCUUAACCUGUCCCGCCGUGUGGUCCGAUGCAGCGAAGAACACGACACUUCAGGCGGCUGAACGAGCUGGCAUGGGGUUGAAAUCAGAAAUUCAGAUGAUCAGCGAGCCCGAAGCCGCGGCGGUGUACACAUUAAAAGCCAUCCAGCCCAACCACCUCAACGCCGGUGAUAACUUUAUCGUGUGUGAUGCUGGUGGUGGAACUGUCGAUCUGAUCGCGUACAAAAUCAUAUCAUUAAAACCGUUAAAGGUAGAAGAAUCUGCCGUCGGUACCGGUGGUCUUUGCGGCAGCGCGUUCCUCAACUACAGGUUUGAAGAACAUGUCCGGAACAAAUUGGGCCACAGUCGUUUCGACGAGAUGAAGGUCAAGAAGAACAAAACAUGGCAGAUGGGCCUAAGGUAUUUUGAGGAGUUUGUUAAGCGCAACUUCAAUGAGGACGAGCACCAGGAAGUAAAUGUGCCUUUCCCAGGCUUACCUGACGAUGAAGAGGCUGGCUUGGACUGCGGCUUCAUGGUCAUGUCUGCUGAUGAAAUCAAAGAAAUAUUCGCCCCUGUCGUGAAAGAAGUUUGCGACCUAGUCCAAGGUCAGGUCACUGGCAUUCGUUCCAAGGGUGGUGUUGUGUCAGGCAUCGUGCUGGUUGGUGGUUUCGGGCAGAGCGACUACCUAUACCGCAAGCUCAAGACACACUUCACCAGUGCGGCACCACCUCCGUACACCGAAAGGCCAACACACGGCAGUGUAACUGCGCUGCAGGAGACGAGCUCGAUCGAGGUCAUGCAGCCAGUGUACGCCUGGACAGCCGUCGUGCGCGGAGCGGUGCUGCGAGGACUCGAGGGCAACAUGGUGAUUUCGCGCAAGGCGCGGUACCACUACGGCACAUCGUACGCAACCGUGUACGACGAGGAGAAACACUCGGUCAGUGAGCGGUACUGGUCGCCGCUAUGGGAACGGUGGAUGGUGUCGGACCGCAUGCAGUGGCACAUUGCAAAGGGAGAGGCAAUAUCCCCGUUAUCGCCAAUCGCAUUCCAUUAUACUCGAAACUUCAGGCCCGGGCAGUCGCUGCUGGUGACGGACGACCUCAUUGCAUGCGAAGCAGACGAGCCGCCUGCUGCCUACACCCGCGAUCUAAUCCAUGUGUGCACGUUGACGACCGACCUCAAUGCCGUGCCGAGGAGCCUAUUCACACGAUUGACGACAACGCGUGGCGUGGAGUUUGACAACCUUGACUUCACGCUCGAAAUGAUCGUCGACAGCGCCGGUCUAGGAUUUGAACUAAAGGUGGACGGUGUCAGGUACGGACGUGUCGAUGCCGAGUUCCAUUGAGCAAUGGACGAACCAUGGAGAGGUAUCCGUGGACCGCGACGAAAGGACGGGGCGUGAACAGAGGAAAACCUGGGCAACGGCAGAGGCAAGGGUUCUCAAAUAGGGAUUUUGGCCUACGAAAUGAGUACGGGAGGGCAAUCCAUCUUGUGGUCCUCCUCGGUAUCUCGUCAUACAUAUACUCAUAGUUCGCGAGGAUCCAGUCCCGAGAACACAACUCACUUUUUGUAUCCCGCCAAGCAAGACA